Clonostachys solani is the source of this 243-nucleotide messenger RNA. The record is from the annotation of a GenBank genome assembly. Lineage: Eukaryota; Fungi; Ascomycota; Sordariomycetes; Hypocreales; Bionectriaceae.
AUGCCUCAGUGGGACAUUGUAAGCCAAGGCAGCGGCGGCAUUGUUGCUUACAAGAACAAUGCCUCAGCCGUCGGCCAGGUUGCUCCUCGCCAGCCGGUCACGUUCCAAGUCCAGAAUUCCCGAGCUAGUCUCACCUAUUCUGGUCCAGACGGGAGCCCAAUGACAAGCAGAGCUUUGGACAUCGCUGAUCGAAUUGCAUCAUAUCGAUGAUCUGUCACGAUAACCCUCUCACUUGCGUUCUAA